GCACGCAAGGAGUCGGAGGAGUCACCCGCCCCCAUCUACCUCAACAUCCAGGAGCUGCAGGAGGAAGCCACAGCCGCCGGCUCAGCCCCGGAGGAGCCUGGCAGCUCCGUGUCGGACUGGGAAACCCACACGGAUACGGACAGUGGACAUUUAUUUUAUUAUAACCCGGUGACGGGUGAGACCACGUGGGAUUGUCCCUUUGAGCAGGCAGAAGAUGGAGUGAGUCCCGUCGCCUCUCCCGCCUCCUCGCUCGUCCACAGCCCGGAGUUUCCUGAGUGGGAACAGUACGUGGACGAAGCCAGCGGACAGGCUUUUUUCUAUAAUUCGGUAACAGGUGAGACGUCGUGGGACCCCCCCCACGCGGGAGAUGGAAGCAGCUCCCAGGAUAUGUACCCUGGGGUGAUGCGGUACAGUCCCAUGGAGCGGAGGCCACCCACUCCGGAAACAGACUAUCCUGACCUGUCUCCAGAUGAGCUGGAGGGUUAUCCCGAGGAGGAUUACUCACCCAUGGGCUCCUAUGAGCAGGGGGCUGCUCUCUGCCUGUCGCCGAGGUGCCCCGAGGAGCUGGGCGCAUCCCCAGGCUGGUACAGGCACAGCCACCCCGAGGGAGCCGUGUUCUGCCCCGAGAACUUCACCUCCGACACG
Eurypyga helias (sunbittern) is the source of this 645-nucleotide messenger RNA. Its product is annotated as rho GTPase-activating protein 27-like. Gene Ontology annotation, molecular function: protein binding. The annotation marks the transcript as partial. The transcript is spliced from 2 exons. The record is from RefSeq and is a predicted model, not a curated record. NCBI's taxonomy places the organism in Eukaryota, Metazoa, Chordata, Aves, Eurypygiformes, Eurypygidae.